This is a messenger RNA of Cuscuta europaea, 1735 nucleotides long. The record is from the annotation of a GenBank genome assembly. NCBI's taxonomy places the organism in Eukaryota, Viridiplantae, Streptophyta, Magnoliopsida, Solanales, Convolvulaceae.
AAAGACUAUGACAUGAAAGACAUGCCUACCCUUGUAAUCUUCUUCACAACGGGUAUGGAAUUCGCAUAAUCAGAAUGUAAUCCACGAGUGUGGUCAAAGAUGAAAUCCUCAGGUGGGGCCAAGGAGCGGUGGGCUGUUUGUUUGUAGGAAUGGAAUAGAUAGGAUGGAGCAGAGUCUAUACUCUUCAUCAUCGGGAGUUGCAGGUGCUUGAGCGCUGCCACGUUGCAGCUCUCUCUUUCGUCACUCCAGACUAGCAAGCACCUUCAACAGCCAGACGUCUCUUUUCUAGACUAAUACUUCAGUGAUGGCAUUCGCUUGAGAUUCUCUAGUUGAUUUAGAUGGUAUGCACUAGUCCAUUGGGGUCAGUGAUUGUUGGAGCUCGACAUUUUGGGAUUCUUCAAUCUCCUCAUGUUGUAAGCUGUGCAUUGGGAAGGAAGAUUAACCAUUCUGUUCAAAUUUUGAUUUCAACUAGAGAAAUAAGUCAUAGUAUUUGGGAUUGCAUAUUUAGAACAAGAAGAAAGAUGAUGGUAGAUACUGGUUCAACAGCCAAACAAGGACCAGUUGUGGAUGUUAAUUCUGAGAAGGAUGACGAUUCUAGUUAUGCUAGUGGAGGAUGGAAGAGUGAAGAUGGAAGGUUGAGUUGUGGUUAUUCUAGCUUCAGAGGAAGGAGAGCAAGCAUGGAGGACUUUUAUGAUAUUAAGAGUUCAAAGAUUGACGGACAGACUAUUUGUUUAUUUGGGAUAUUUGACGGCCAUGGGGGCUCAAGGGCAGCUGAGUAUUUAAAGAAAAAUCUGUUCGAGAAUCUGUUGAAGCAUCCUGAGUUUGUAACAAACACAAAAUCAGCUAUAAGUGAAACAUAUCAACAAACAGAUAGGGAGUUUUUGGACUCAGAAAAAGAUACUCUCCGUGAUGAUGGUUCUACUGCAUCAACAGCAGUUUUGGUUGGGAAUCAUCUAUAUGUUGCCAAUGUUGGAGAUUCAAGGACCAUUAUCUCAGUAAAAGGAAAAGCAAUUGCUUUGUCUGAUGAUCAUAAACCAAACAGAAGUGAUGAGAGAAAGAGGAUUGAAAAUGCUGGUGGUAUUAUUAUGUGGGCAGGCACUUGGAGGGUUGGAGGGGUGUUGGCAAUGUCCCGUGCCUUCGGUAACCGCAUGUUGAAGCAGUUUGUUGUGGCCGAACCUGAGAUUCAGGAUCAAGCAAUCGAUGAAGGACUAGAGUUGCUUGUGCUUGCCAGCGACGGGCUAUGGGAUGUGGUGCCGAAUGAGGAUGCCAUUUCGCUGGCAGAGUCAGCAGAGUCGCCUGAAGCGGCUGCUAGGAAGCUGACGGAGACUGCUUUUGCCCGAGGCAGUGCCGACAACAUCACCUGCAUUGUGGUGAAGUUUUCUCACCCCAUGAAGGCAGAGGAGCCGGUCGAGGGAGCCGAGCAGGGCAAAGCUGAUGAUGGGGAGCCAGCUUCUGCGCCUGCAGAAAAAGAAAAUUUAUAAUUUAAUAAGUUAGGAAAAUUCAACUUAAACUCUAGCUUAAUGGUAAAGAUCGAAUGGCGGGACAUAUUUGUUCAUUCAUUUCUUUUUGGGUCCCUUUCGUUUAUAAUUUGAUAUUUUUCUUGUUAUGUUAUAUUUUUUCUUCUUCUUGUAAUAGAAAUGAAACUGUAUUUGUUAUUUUGCUUGAGAGAGUUUGUGCUGAUUCCCGCCACCCUCUGUAGAGAUAAAUUUGUGAUCAGUUAAAACUUAAAAAUGAC